UGUGUCGACAGUCGUGCGAGAGCGAGAGCGAGAGAGAGAAAGAGAGAGAGAGAGGGAGCGAGAUCGUACAGCAACUGUGCGGGUGAGGAGGAGGAGGAGGAGGAGGAGGAAGAAGAAGGAGAAGGUGGUGGCGACGGCGAAGGCGGCAACGGUGGCGGCGGCGGCAGCAGCGGCAGCAGCAGGAGCAACAGCAGCAGCAGCAGCAGUGGUGGUGUGAGCGCGGCGAGAAGGAAAAACACGUUUCGCGGAGGAACGUCUCGUCUCGCAUCGAGAGUUCCGGUUGAGAAUACCCCGUCGUCGGUGCCGUUCGCGGCGGUGUUCGUUCCGCGCGCCGUACCGCGCAAACUUCACGUCGCGCGAAAAUUCGCGUUCGCUCGAACAACAGUGAGAAAAAAAGGCGAAAAGCGAAAAAGAAAAUAGAAACAAAAAAAAAGGAGGCUAGAACAGAAAGAAACGCGAGCGCGAGUGCCGUGAGGAAGAGGGAGUGCGUGUGCGCGCGCGAGAGAGAAAGAAAGAGGGAGUGAGAGCGAGAUAGAGAUAGAGAGAGUGCGUUGUCGUCGCGCGCGCUGCUUCACGGCGUUGCCCGAGCAGCCAGACGAGCCGAGGACGUCAGCUGUGUGUGCUGCGCCAAGGGGACGUGAGUCGUGCGCGCGCGGGUAGGAGCGAGAUCGGUGCGACGGGCGAGAGCGAGCGAGACAGUGAGAAGCCGCACACGGCGAAAUGGGAGACGAAGAAAUGGCGCUGGUGCCAGAUGUCCAGUAUGGUUUGUCGUCGCAUGGCAAUUUCGACGAGCGCAAGUCCCUGAUAUUCGUCAAGCUCACCGACUCGUCGCAACGUGCCAUCACGGAGUACCUCAAGAUUAGGAAUAAUAUCAACGAGAAACCUAAUAUACAGUUCCUAGGAAAUGAAGGGCAUCUCAGCAUUCCAUCCGUCGACGGAGUGGCCAGAUUCACCUUCAGCAUGGGCAUGGAGAGUUCCCAAGGUGGAAACUUCGAGCUUGCUCAACAGACCGAUUCUAAAAGCCUGGAGAGUCUCGGCGCUAUCCCGUACAGGAUGCGGAUACGGGCAAACGAUGACGUUUACGAGACCACUAGGCACAGAAUGGCGGUCGCUGAGGAGAAUAACAAGAACAAAUGCACGAGAGUAAUCAAGGCGAACGGUCCAGAUAUUGGACGCAAGGUGAAAGUGAAAGGAACCGGAAGGACAAUACCUCCUUCGUCAUCAUACGCAAGGCAUCGCGAAUCGACGACGAGCAUUCCAACUUCCGGCAAUAGUCAGCCCAAAGCUUCAAUCAACAAGCCGAUCGCUAAUAGUAGUAGUAAUAGUAAUAGUAGUAACCAUCUAGCGGCAGUUCGUAAUGUGGAGAAAAAAGUUGCUGACAUUAUGCGCAGGCCACUUAAGGAAAGACUUAUCCACGUUCUUGCUUUGAGGCCCUAUAAGAAGCCCGAACUAUACGAUCGCAUUAAUAAGGAGGGCUUAAGAGAUCGUGAACGACCCGUCAUGACAACGAUCCUGAAGCAAGUAGCUUAUAUGCGUGAUAAUACGUAUCACCUGAACAGGCACAUCUGGAACGAUGUGCAGGAGGAUUGGCCUUUCUACACUGAGCAAGAAAGGACAAUGCUGAGGAGGCGGAAACCUCAGAACCUUACGCCACCCGGCUCGAGUGACGGUGGUUCCAGCGGCAGCGGUCAGUCGCCCAAUUCUAUUCAUGCGGGCUCACCGCCUGCGAUCACGGCACCCCCACCCAAUUUGGCUAACAAGAGACCAGGAUACUUCCAGGGCAGCGACGGACUACCGACGAAGAAACCACGGAUAUCGCACUAUAAGAGACCCGAGCCCAUCUCCUUCAUCCCCGCCGGCGAAAGGGUAUCUAGCAGCAGCAGUUAUAGUAAUAUAAACAGUGUUAGUGCAACCGUGGGUGGCGACCGUACCGUUGAUCGUUCUGUCGGCGUUAAUAGUGGUUGUGGUAGCGGCAAUAGUGGUGGUGGUGGUGGUAGCAAUAGUAACAACGGCGGUAGCGGUUUCGACAGUUGGGAAUCGAGACAGCAAUCGCAACGUGAACGCAGCAGUAGCAGUCGCGUCGAUUACCGGACCGAAAGGACAGCAAACAGUGAUGUUCCGCGGGGUACUGGAAACAUCUACAAUGAUGCUGCCAUCGCUACGGUUUCAAGCAGUUCCACUCGAUCAUUGUGCUUGACACCGUUGUCGCCUGAUGAUAGUGAAAGGGGCAACCCCCAUAAUCCCCCAAAUUAUACUGACGGUGGUGCCGUUCUAGCUUCCUAUGGGCCUUCCGCAGGCAGCGUCUUCGAGCAUACCGAGAGGAGAGAUAGGAGCGAUAGGAGCGAUAGGAGUCGAGGUGCGAGGGAAGAGAGAAACAGAGAGAGAGACUCGAGGAAUAGGAGUACUACCGCGAGUGAUGCGGCUAUCUAUGGUGAAACCUCUAACAACGCUUCUACUUAUGUUGAUAAUGCUACCGGUGCCGCCGCGAUCUCGUCAUCCGAUGAGUUUGAAAGGUUGGGAAGCACCGGGCAAUAUCACGAUAAUCGCACGGAAUAUACACCAAUAACCAGUUUGGAACAGAAAAGGCGUUACAAAGAGGAGUUCUACAGGAACUAUCCCGAAUACUGCAGGUUACAUUCUGAAGUACUCGUAACCGCGAAUCGCUUCAGGUAUUUGUAUACAUUAUGGCAAGAACAAAAGACAUCGGGCAACAUGAUCGAAAGCCAGGAAACCCAGGAACAGAUAUAUCGCGAAUAUAAAGAGACUAAGCAGGAUCGAGUGUAUCGGCAAAUGAAGGAACGGUUUGACUAUCUGCACAAUAAGCUGGAACAUAUAAAACAACUGAUCUCAAACUACGACAGUCAGAACGCCGCCGGUAUGAUGUCUGCGAAUACCAUGGAUAAUGGUGUAGUUAGCACCACUGUGAACAAUGGCAGCAACAACAUCGGGGGUAUCGAUAAUCGGCAUUACUGACAUAAACUGAAAAGACCGCCUCUUAUUCCUCCCUUCUGCCUCGGUACUGUCAACAUUGCCGUAGAAUCUCUAUUUUCUCGGCAAGUUCUAAGGCUGAUCUUUCACAGUCCACAUGGUUCCUGUGUUCUAUCACCGAAAAGUCCCGUGACUUCAAAUGGCUCGAGGUUGCAAGAUUUCUUGUACAAUAUUUACCAGAAAGUAUCUUGCAAUGAUAAAUGUACAUCAUAUGGGAAAUAUUCUUCUUGUGAAUCCUUCCCGCGUCUCUAUUGCAAGAGUCGACGAUCGCAACGAUUUCCACGACGGCGACGACGUCGCCGACUCUCGUUCGCCGACUCUCGUCAUCACGGUAAGGUUCGCGCACAACUUCGACCAAUAUUAACACUUGCAUGGUGAUGGCUGAUGACAAUCGAGUACAUUCAAGAAAUAGGUAAACAUGAAAACUACACCUCGGAAAAUCCAUGGAGAAUUGGAGUUAAGGGCAUUCUGACGAUUAGUAAACAUAAAAAAAUAAUUAUGCGGGGGAUAUACGGAGAUUUAAAGCUGAUCCGUAACGAUUGAGGAAGACAUUGUAGAAAACCGAAGAGAAGACGUAACGGAAAAAAAAAUAGUUAAACUCUAUAAUAAGUUACUUACCGUGCGCACGUCCAAGUGUGUCGUCCACUUUAAGAGUACGUAAAUAAAAAAAAGAAAAAAAUAUAAUUGUGAGAAGAGAGGGUCCAAGAGAUAAUAAGGCUUACCGCGUGCCACGUCCGGGUUUCUUUUUAUCCACCGGAAGGAGGAAAGAAAACUGGCUCGCAGAGAUAUAAUAUAUAUAUGCAUACAUUUUAUCCAUGAGCUGGCACGAAUCUUUUGCGCGCGAUUUGUGUGCUCGUUGCAACUUGAGAAAGGGCUUGAAAGAAAAAGGUAAAACUUUCUUAUAUAUGAGAGAGAAACCGUAGUACUUCGUGAUUUUAAGAUUCUUUGUUACUUCUUCGUUCUUUUUUCCUUCGCUGAUCCGUUUUAUACCUAUGAUAGCGUAUUGAUUAUCUGAUAGGUAUGGUCGAUUGACAAUAAAAAAAAAAACGAGACUAAACAGCCUUAAAAUAUAGAAAAGAGAAGGAAAGAAAAUUGAUCGAUCGUGAAAAAUAACUUGAUAAAAUUUUGUGAAUUUUAUGUAACUUUUAAUUACUCUUAACUUUUUAAAGUAAUAAAGAUAAUUGUCAAAUUAUCUUGAUUCCAUUGCGAUUUGAAUUAGAAAAAGACGUGGCAUACAUAUUGUGCUAGAUUUUUACGAUUUUGAAUUUUCAUUAUUGAUGAUGAAUAAAGGAAGAAGCGUUAGACGUAGUGCAACAAUCCAUAAAAUUAUCCAUAAAAAAAGGAAAAUAAAAAAAAAGAUUAAUACGAAACAUAGUUUUUAUAAUAAUUGUCAAUCACCAUUAAUAAUUACGACAAUAUCGUAUGUUGUGUACAGUCUCAUAAUGAGUAAUGUAAAAAAUACUUUCGUUUAAUUAUUGUAAUUAACAAUACAUAUAGUAACUAUUAAUAUUAUUCAUAAUUAUCAUUAUUGCUAUUGUUGUUAUAUUAUUCAAACAGAUAAAAAAAAUACAAAUGAUAUCUGCGUACAUCAAGUACAUUGCGAUAGGAUUUCCAAGUCGAUUUUUUCGAUUGAAUUUAUAUAGAAAUCCACGGUGCCAAAUUUUUUAUUUAUCUAAUCUUUCGUACGCAGGAUAUCAUUGAAAAUUAUUCAUUCAAAUAUUGUGCAAAUAGUUUACAUAGUCAAUAUGUUGUCUAACGAAUUUAUUGUAUUUCACAUGUGUAUGUAUUGCAACAAACGUAAGUUUCAAAAUUUUUAUGAUACACGUAUUAGUAUCUUCUGAAUUUAUCAUUUUGUUAUUCUUUAAUUCACAUAUUCUACGAAAAUUAGCAAUUCCGAAACGCUUGAGAGUUCUUAGCGAUUGACUGAAUAUAAUCCUGUAUGUUUUAAUCGAUUAACUCCGACUACGCGACGUUACUUUCUCCGGAUAAUCCUAGUCUUUUUAUUGCUCAUUAACACAUUUUCUAUGACUGUGAAUAAUUUUCCCGAAGCCGUGGAUAAACAAAAAGAAAGCACGUGUAUCAGGUGUAUAAAUGCUUAUGAGAAGUUUGAAAAAUACAAAUGGUCUACCGAAUAUGUUAAUGACGAAUUAAUCGUAUUACCUAUAUUUCUUCCUCGCAGAAAUUUUAUCGUUACCCGCAUUCGCGACUUUUUUUUCUCUCCUACUUUGUUGUUCCUGAGCACAUUUAUAGAAUUACCGUGCGAUGUUAUUAAAUUUAAACGACUUACGAUCAGCAAUAGGACAAUCUAGAAUAUCGUUUAAGAAGUUACAUUUCUUUGUCUUUUUGAUACAUAUCACUGUUCGGUGAUGAAACACGCAAUAAUUAUGUAUUAUUACCCGAUGCUGUUAAUUGAGUUCUUCAUAGAUCCGGGACAACUGCUUGAAUAUUAAAUGAUUCCGGGUUGUUUGUCGAUUUCUCUUUGUUUUAUAACGUCUAGUUAUUUAUAAUUAAUAUAUAUAUAUAUAUAUAUAUACACACACACACAUUAUAAUGAAAAUGUUAAAAAAAUUCAUUGUUAUUGAAUGAACUUUUUAUUACAAAACA
Molecule: messenger RNA, 5592 nt
Organism: Solenopsis invicta (red fire ant)
Lineage: Eukaryota; Metazoa; Arthropoda; Insecta; Hymenoptera; Formicidae
Gene: Su(Tpl)
Product: RNA polymerase II elongation factor Ell
Exons: 10
Coding region: 721-2973 (750 amino acids)
Biological process (GO): transcription elongation by RNA polymerase II; positive regulation of transcription elongation by RNA polymerase II; snRNA transcription by RNA polymerase II
Cellular component (GO): transcription elongation factor complex
Molecular function (GO): cis-regulatory region sequence-specific DNA binding
Source: RefSeq, a predicted model, not a curated record